Molecule: messenger RNA, 1421 nt
Organism: Mangifera indica (mango)
Lineage: Eukaryota; Viridiplantae; Streptophyta; Magnoliopsida; Sapindales; Anacardiaceae
Product: transcription factor bHLH47
Exons: 5
Coding region: 255-977 (240 amino acids)
Molecular function (GO): protein dimerization activity
Source: RefSeq, a predicted model, not a curated record
AAACCCACGUGUACUGGUUCAUUGAACUAAGUGGCCUUUCGCUGGCACGCGCCAUCCUGUGUAUCGUAUUCUCCCGCCACGCCCUCGACACCUUUCAAUCACCACAAGGUCUUCUUGUGUAUUUCUUUUUAUUUUCCUUCUUAAUUUUAUCCCAUUUUAAAGUCAAUCCCUUCUUCCUCUUUUUACGUUUUGAUUUUGAUUGUUUUUGUGUUAAGCUGUUGAUUCCAGAGGCACUUAUCCCAUUUGACAAAAUCAUGGGUUCAGAGGCUCUUUCUCCCUCAGCUGAUGAGGUCAAUGUGCUGACGGAUCCAUCCAUUGAUAGACCUAGUUCAACCAAAAAGAAUCAGGGUAAAGCUCCUAAAAGAAUUCACAAGGCUGAGAGGGAGAAAAUGAAGCGGGAGCAUUUGAAUGAACUUUUUUUUGACCUGGCCAGUGCUCUUGAACUGAAUCAGCAGAACAGUGGGAAAGCCUCAGUACUGUGUGAAGCAACCAGAUUGUUGAAGGAUUUGUUCAGUCAGAUUGAUACACUCAGAAAGGAGAAUGCAUCUUUGUUGUCUGAAUCUCAUUAUGUGUCUGCUGAGAAGAAUGAGCUGAAGGAGGAGAACUCUGCCCUAGAAUCUCAGAUUGAGAAGUUGCAAAGUGAGAUACAAGCAAGGGUGGCACACUCUAAACCUGACUUGAACGUACCUCCUCCUGAAUUUCAUCAACCAGAACUGGCAUCACAUUUUCCAGGAGAUAGUUAUGGAUUAUCUGCCGUAGAUCCAGCCUUGCAGCAGGCAUCUGCUGUCCUUGUUGUCCCCAUCCAUUCCGAUCUCCAAACUUAUUCCACACCUGAUUCUGCUCACCACCCAACUAAACCUGGCACAAAUGUAAGCAAACCUCAUGCAAGGUACCCUACCUCUGCAGAUUCGUGGCCUUCCCAACUUCUUGGGGAGAGCAUUUGCAGUAGCGGAAACAAUGCCCCAAAUAGCAUGUGAAGUUAGUAAUGUCCAGUAAUCUGUACUCAGAAUCACUCUUCACGUUUUUCUCAAAGUUAAUUAAUGGUGUAUGUUACAAGAUGGAUGAUGGUAGUUUAGUGUAUUUAUUUUUUUAUUCGCAUCAGUUGACUUUUUCAAAUUAUGAACUAAUGUAUUCGGGCUUGACUCUGGUCCAUAGCAUAGCAUGGUACUCAGUUGAAUAAAUACAUAAUAUUGGAAUCCAGUUCAAAGCUGCAGAGGUGCAGGAAUUUGUUUUCGUUUCCGCCCAAGGUGAAGAGUUUGAGGAAACCGAAGAAGCCUACCGCAUUGCCGGCUUGGACCAAGAUCAAUGGGUCAAUAAUCGAGGUUUUAUUGUUCUCUGUUGCUGAAGUUAGACUCAGACAAUUGUCAAUAUGAUGUAACUUUUGUACAAAUAAUGAAUUGAUUUAAAUUUAGAACCUCCUA